Molecule: messenger RNA, 600 nt
Organism: Saxophila tyrrhenica
Lineage: Eukaryota; Fungi; Ascomycota; Dothideomycetes; Mycosphaerellales; Extremaceae
Exons: 2
Coding region: 1-600 (199 amino acids)
Source: RefSeq, a predicted model, not a curated record
AUGGCAAGGCCGGAGGAGAACUUUCUCAGCAUCGGCGGAGCGACUCCACGCAAGUACUACGACCGCUUGAUGGCUUUUGCACCAGCAGACGCCGCGGGACAAGUGGUGGAAGAGACACGAGCAGCGCCAUCAUCGCGGUCCAGUCUGGAAGAUCUCGAGCGAGCGUGGGCAGCAAUAGAUCUGGAUCUGGAGAAGCAGGCGACGACACCUCUACUCAUCAACUUCGAAGAGGAAACCUCAAAAGAACCCUCAGCACCGGCACCUCAAAAUCCCCAAGCCACCCAGCGAGGCCGCGAAAUUUACAACCGCUGGCUCAUCGCCAUUCACGGUCCCUGGAUCCUUGCAGUCUUCAUCUUGUGGUUUCGAUACAGUGACCUUGUGCCCACAGCAGAUUUCUGUACCGAUGCAGGCCCUGCAGCCAUCCAAGCCGUCCUGUACGGAGCGUUGUGGUUGUUUUGUACUUGGUUCUUCAUCCAAGGCUUCCUGGUGUUCGAGAGGGCAUCCCCGAAUGUCUCCUGGGUUCAUCUGGCGAUUCCGCUCUUCUUGAUCGGCCGCGGUGUGGCGAGAUGGGGGUAUGUGAAGCUUGGGAUCUGCUCGUGA